Brachypodium distachyon (stiff brome) is the source of this 1182-nucleotide messenger RNA. RefSeq lists its product as uncharacterized. Bases 1 to 1182 code for a protein of 393 amino acids. The transcript has 2 exons. Gene Ontology annotation, molecular function: protein binding. The record is from RefSeq and is a predicted model, not a curated record. NCBI's taxonomy places the organism in Eukaryota, Viridiplantae, Streptophyta, Magnoliopsida, Poales, Poaceae.
AUGGCGCCCAAGCGAAAGAACAAUUGCGACGACCUCGCAGAUCCGGAGGACGACACGAUGGGAUCAUCGACUGAGUUUGCUAAGCCGGUUUACCUUGUGGCGGAGCACGAGGACAAGCAAUCGACCUACUCCGUUUUCAAGAUCAACGCCGCCGCCGACCGCAACGAGCCUCCGCACGCCCGCUUCAUCGUUGCUGGGCUGCCUGGCCCGGCGCAUGGCAUGUCCUUUGUAGCUGCGCAUUCGAAGCACGGCUCCUGGAUUGUCGGCGUUGGCGGCGGGCUCGAAGCAGGCACCAUCAUCCUCGACCCCAGCACACUGAAGACGUACAAGGGCCCGCGGUUCUUUCACCCCAAGCACUAUCCCAUCAUCAUCGCACACGACAGCGAGGUAUACGCCAGCUCACGCCAUCCCCAUGUGGUGCCCGACUUGGACUUUCAGCCAUGGUUCGAGUCCUUCAGCUUCAAGAGUGGUGUCCCCUCCUUCGAUACCGGCGGGGUCGGGGGCUCCUGGAAACACCUACGGUCGCCACCCUUCUUCCCUCUGUACCUCAACCCCUAUCAAUUUCGCAAUCCACCUAAAAUUUCAGUCACAUCCUAUGCUGUCGUGGACUCCUACAUCUUGAUGUCCCCGCAACGAAAGCUAAAGGUGGGCACUUACACUUUUCAUGUGGCGAACCAAACGUGGGAGAAGGUCCACAACAAGAACCUUCCUUUUGUUGGCCAAGCUGUGCCCCUUGGCGGCAACCUUUUUGCCGCAUGUUCUGUAUCCAGCAAUGGCGUCCCUGCAUCUCACUCUGCCUUGGUGUUCCACAUGUCCAUCAAGAUCCCCUCGUCCACCUCCGUGGCAGCGGUGAGCACUCCCGCACUAUCAAUCCAAAAGUUCCUGGUGCCCGCAUCAGAGGGCAAGGUACCCCGACCGAUCUUAUGCCCCCUGGGAAGAGGCAGUUUUUGUUCCAUUAGGUUGGGGUCUUCUCGUCGAAGCAAAGCCAAGUUUACCUUGACUACCUUUCAGACCGAGAACAUUGAGGCAAUCUUGACUGCCUGUCAGUCCCAGGGCGCCGAGCUCAAGGAUCUAAAAGACACAGAAAACAUGGAGGAUGAUGGAGAGACAGUCGAGACAAGAGGAAGCCAAGCAACUGAUAGCUCUGUCUUCUACGCACCGGUAUUUCGUUACCGCGCGUAA